GAAAGAAAAUUUAAAAAAAAACUGCAAAAGGAACGGCCCAGGGAAAAAAACGGCCCAGAGAAGCACAGUGCGGGUGCGCCCAGCAUCGGCCGAACUGGUCUAUCGGCGCCGCCCUUCACGCCGAGAGUUCCCUCUUUCUCGCUUGCUCACUCGCGUCGACGACUGGGCUACCGGCGCCUCCACCCUCCGCCUGGUGUCCUUCGCCGUCGACGAGCGCACACCAGGGUACAGUACGUAUUGCUCGUGAUUUGUGUAACUACGGAGCAAGCUGCAUACAGCACAAGAUAGAAGAUGGGUAUCCUUGAGAGGAUCAAGGAGAUUGAGGCCGAGAUGGCUCGGACUCAGAAAAAUAAAGCAACAGAAUAUCAUCUUGGACAACUGAAGGCAAAACUAGCAAAGUUGAGGACACAACUAUUAGAGCCUCCAAAGGGUUCCAGCGGAGGUGGAGAUGGUUUUGAAGUCACAAAGUUUGGGCAUGGUCGUGUUGCACUUAUUGGAUUUCCCAGUGUUGGAAAGUCAACUCUUUUAACGAUGUUGACUGGGACACAUUCUGAAGCUGCAUCAUAUGAGUUCACAACGCUUACUUGCAUUCCUGGAAUUGUUCAUUACAAUGAUACCAAAAUCCAGCUUCUUGAUCUUCCUGGUAUCAUUGAAGGAGCUUCUGAAGGCAAGGGGCGUGGUAGGCAGGUUAUUGCUGUUGCAAAGUCAUCAGAUCUUGUGCUGAUGGUUCUGGAUGCCUCAAAGAGUGAAGGACAUCGUCAAAUAUUAACUAGAGAACUGGAAGCUGUUGGACUCCGUCUUAACAAAAGGCCUCCCCAGAUAUACUUCAAGAGGAAGAAGACGGGUGGGAUUUCUUUCAAUACCACUGUUCCUUUGACUCAUAUUGAUGAGAAGCUGUGCUAUCAGAUUCUGCACGAGUACAAAAUUCACAAUGCUGAGGUGUUAUUCCGUGAAGAUGCUACUGUGGAUGAUCUCAUUGACGUUAUCGAAGGGAACCGAAAGUACAUAAAGUGCGUCUACGUAUAUAACAAGAUCGAUGUUGUUGGUAUCGAUGACGUUGAUAAUCUUGCUCGGCAACCAAAUUCACUAGUGAUCAGCUGCAAUUUGAAGCUGAACUUGGACAGACUACUUGCGAGAAUGUGGGAGGAGAUGGGCCUAGUGAGGGUGUAUACAAAGCCACAGGGCCAGCAGCCUGAUUUCACAGACCCCGUUGUUCUUUCCACCGACAGAGGUGGCUGCACGGUGGAGGACUUCUGCAAUCAUAUCCAUAGAAGUUUGCUCAAGGACGUGAAGUAUGUGCUCGUAUGGGGAACCAGCGCAAGGCACUAUCCACAGCAUUGCGGCCUCGGCCAUGGCCUUAACGACGAGGAUGUCGUCCAGAUAGUAAAGAAGAAGGAAAAGGAGGAGGGUGGGCGAGGCCGGUUCAAGUCGCACACGAACGCACCUGACCGGAUAUCUGAUAGGGUGAAGAAAGCCCCACUGAAGACAUAAUAACGGGUUCCCUGAGCGCGUCGUGAUCAGCUUCUCCAAACCAGAUGGACAACACAAGCUCGGUGGGAGAUCAUAAAAUCUGGAACUAGCUGAGCCGCGGCGUGCUACUUGUUUUGUAGUACCAGAACAGAAGGGGCCACCGCCAUGUUUGGAGUACUCCACCUUCCACAAUACCUACACCAAUGCGGCACCACCAUGAACACUGCUGCGUCUUGCUCGUAUGAUGUGGGCUUAUCACUGUGUGUUACCUGCUAUAUAUGAUAUGAUAAAUACUUGCCAACUCACGGAUUCUGCGUCUGCUUAUUAGCAGCAGCCUAGCCUUUGUUGUGGGAAACAUUUGUGGGUACCAACGCGAGGGCAGUUUGAGAAAGGUCCGAGCCGACAUCUUGAGUGUGAUAGAUUGAACAUGAGGGUGAAGGGGAUUACAAGUUCUAGUAUCACCUUUAUGGGAGGGCAAGGGAUAAGAGAUGAUCUAAAUAAUAUUGUUCAUUGGAUUUGAGUGAGUCUAGUGAUCUAAACCGUUAGUUUUGAUGAUGUGUUAAGUUUGGAUAUAAUUUGUUUUGUGGAUA
Zea mays is the source of this 2060-nucleotide messenger RNA. Its product is annotated as developmentally-regulated GTP-binding protein 2. The record is from RefSeq and is a predicted model, not a curated record. The transcript is spliced from 12 exons. NCBI's taxonomy places the organism in Eukaryota, Viridiplantae, Streptophyta, Magnoliopsida, Poales, Poaceae. Gene Ontology annotation, molecular function: GTP binding; GTPase activity. The coding region runs from base 292 to 1491 and encodes 399 amino acids.